Centropristis striata (black sea bass) is the source of this 1559-nucleotide messenger RNA. It is a transcript of the gene mrpl44, whose product is annotated as mitochondrial ribosomal protein L44. Gene Ontology annotation, cellular component: nucleus. The transcript has 4 exons. Gene Ontology annotation, biological process: rRNA processing; regulation of gene expression; primary miRNA processing. The record is from RefSeq and is a predicted model, not a curated record. NCBI's taxonomy places the organism in Eukaryota, Metazoa, Chordata, Actinopteri, Perciformes, Serranidae. Gene Ontology annotation, molecular function: double-stranded RNA binding; ribonuclease III activity. Bases 41 to 1030 code for a protein of 329 amino acids.
CGUUUAAGCAGUUGCACUCUGCUGCUGCCAGUUGUCGACCAUGGCGUCCGGAUACAUACUAAAUCGUGCUGUGCAAUCAUUAGGAAUUCAUUGUGAGCGUGUUUGCCGAAACGUAUCGUUAUCACAGGUUAGAGGGGUAAAGCGCUGGAUGAGAGCAUACACAGCCCUCAUGGCAAGGAAGUUAAAGCUUGAAGGACCUCCGCCACCGAUGCCACGAUCUCAGAAGCCUCACUGGGAUUACCAUGCUGAAGUUCAGGCUUUCAGCACCCGCCUCCAUGAGAACUUCUCCCUGGAGAUACUAAAAACAGCCUUCGUCAAUCCCUGUUACCUGCAGGCGGAGCAAGAGAGGAGACAAGGGUUAGGCUUGGACUCUGAGACUGCUGCUCUUGUUCUGAAAGAUAAUAUUCAGCUGAGUAAAGAGGGAGCAGGUUUCACUAAAAGUUUCCUGACCGACUGGUGCAGGGCCAGCUUCCCCAGCCUGCCGAGUGAGGGGCUGGAGAGUGUUGUCGCACACCUUGCCAGUUCAGAAGUUGUGACCCAUGUGGCAAGAAAUCUCGGCAUUGAAGACCUAACCAUGAGUGCAGAAUGUCCUGUUCCUGAUGAUGUACUUUAUUCUACCUUCAUGGCAGUAAUUGGAGCUCUACAGGAGAGCAGUGGAGCGGAGAAAACUGGACUGUUCCUCAGGGAUUUCCUGGUCACUCAGCUGAUAGGGAAGGACCUCUUUGAUAUGUGGAAUGUUAUCAACCCCAUGGGACUAUUGGUGGAGGAGCUUACUAAGAGGAACACACCGCUUCCAGAGCCUCGCCUCAUCAGGUCUGCUGGAGCCAGUACCGUCCUGCCACUGUUCUUUGUUGGCUUGUACAGUGACAAGAAGCUUCUGGCUCAGGGUCCAGGAGAGACGAUUGUUGCAGCCGAGGAAGAGGCAGCUCGCGUGGCCCUCCGGAAACUCUACGGCUACACGGAGAACCGCAGACCCUUUGACUUUUCUCCACUACAGCAGCCAUUAAUUCAAGCAGUCAGCAGCAAUUAGCAAAGUAACACCUAUUAUGCUGCAGCAGGAAAUAAAUUAAAGGGGGUACAGUUGGACAGAAAUGUGGCAUGAUUCUACUUCAGAGAUAAUUUGAGAAAUAGUGUAACUCGUUUGUGGAUAACAGACUUGGUUAAGAAAAAUAAGUACAUCAUCUAACUAAUUAUACACCAGUGUACUUGUCAGGAUUGUUUGUUAGAUAUGAAAAUACUUGAACACCCUGACAAAGGAAAGCAAAAUAAAUAUUAUUGUCCACUUAAAAAGUGUGAAUAUGGUGUGAUAUACAGAUUUCCAAUGUAUUUGAUAGGAAUCUAUGAAUUUUUAAAAUUAAUUUGAUAACAUUCAAAAGUAAAGUCCACUCUUCCAAAAGCUAUCCUUGGCUAAUAAUCUAUAGAUUCAGCUGUUCUUGGCACAAAAUAGCCAGGAUAUUUGGUUGUCCUUGUAAAUAAACCAAUUUCAUCUUGGUCUACUUGGUAUUCUGUUAUAAUAUGUUGUUCAUCUUUAAUAAUAAAAAAAUAUGUGUACACCAUUA